AUGAAGAAAGCAGAGUUGGUGUUCAUCCCCUUCCCGGGUUGGAGCCACAUUGUAAUGACCUUCGAGAUUUCCAAAUUUCUUGUGAAACAAGACGAACGACUUUCUAUUACUGUGGUCCUCACCAAGUCACCUUUUGAUUCCAAGGUUGGAACCUUUAUCGACUCGCUUCAUUCUUCCUCCUCCAAGCCAGAUGGUAUUAACCUCAUCCUUCUCCCAGAAAACAACAUCUUAAGUUCAGAGAUCGAGCCGAGUAUCAUCAUGGGCAAGUUCAUGGAGUAUCAGAAACUCCAUGUCAAAGAAGCUGUCACCAAACUGAUGCGAUCAAACGGCGACUCUCCCGGCCGCAUCGCCGGAUUGGUCAUCGACAUGCUCUGCUCGCAGAUUAUGGACGUAGCCGACGAACUUGGGAUUCCUAAGUAUUCAUUUUUCCCUUCGUGUGCCGGGUCUCUAGGUGUUUAUCUCCAUCUCCUAACACUCUACCACGAGCUUAACGUAGACCUCACCAAGUUCAAGAACGACAGGGUUACCGAGUUGCACAUGCCGUGUUUCACCAAUCCGAUACCAGCCGGAGUCUUGCCGGAUGUGGUUUUGGAUAAGGCUGGCGCCGAGUUGAUUCUAAAUCAUGCUAAACGAAUCAGAGAAACCAAAGGUGUUAUCAUGAACACGUUCAUCGAGUUGGAAACUCAGACUAUCCAAACCUUAUCCAGCGACCUCCCGCCCUUGUAUCCAGUGGGACCAAUACUGAACAUGAUAUUGAGCGGUGAUAGCCUGUUGAAGUCAAAAGGGGCCCACAAGAACUCCGACAUAAUCAAUUGGCUUGACGACCAGCCCCCAUUAUCGGUGGUGUUCUUAUGCUUUGGCAGUUUGGGAGAGUUCAGUAAAGAACAGCUGAAAGAGAUAGCCGAUGCUCUCCAAAAUUGUGGGUUUCGAUUCAUUUGGUCUCUUCGACAGGCCCAAAAAGAUGACAUCACAGGGUUAACAGAAUUCACAUAUCCAAAAGAAGUCUUGCCCAAAGAGUUUUUCGAUCGUACUGCUGGGAUUGGAAAAGUCAUAGGUUGGGCCCCACAGUUGGCAAUCCUGUCCCAUCCAUCGGUAGGCGGGUUCGUAACCCAUUGCGGUUGGAAUUCUAUGCUGGAGAGCUUGAGUUUCGGAGUCCCAGUUGCUGCUUGGCCUCUAUAUGCUGAUCAUGGUCCCAUUGCGUUUCAAAUGGUGAGAGAACUGGGAUUAGGAGCUGAGAUCAAGCUCGAUUACAGGUUGAAAUGUGAUUAUAACAUCCACGACGAGGAUGUCAUUGUGACUGCAAAAGAGAUCGAGGAAGCAAUAAGGAAGGUAAUGGAAGCUGAGAGUGAGAUGAGGAAGAGGGUCAAAGAUAUGAGUGAAAAGUGCAAAAAGACCUUAUUGCUUGGUGGCUCAUCUUACUUUUCCAUACGCCGUCUGAUCAAUGAUGUAAUAAACAAUAUCCCUUAG
Messenger RNA from Ziziphus jujuba (common jujube), 1467 nucleotides. Its product is annotated as anthocyanidin 3-O-glucosyltransferase 2. NCBI's taxonomy places the organism in Eukaryota, Viridiplantae, Streptophyta, Magnoliopsida, Rosales, Rhamnaceae. The transcript has a single exon. Gene Ontology annotation, molecular function: UDP-glycosyltransferase activity. The coding region runs from base 1 to 1467 and encodes 488 amino acids. The record is from RefSeq and is a predicted model, not a curated record.